CCUCAGCCUCAGCGCGGGACACGAACCGCUCGAUUCCCUUUUCUUUCUGCCUCCUGUAUUUACUUUCUACUUCGAUAAUACCAUCUUCGUAUUUCCUUUCUUGCGUGCCCUGAUGCCUUGAUCUGCUUGCCGCGUGCGUUGGUCACUCUUGCGUCUAUUAAUAUACACAGCCCAGCUCCUCGAACGAUCUCCGCUCGCAAUCCCCUGCGACGUCGCGCUGCGAGACUAAGGGGAAGAGGGGGAAGUAAUCGUAAUGCAGAACUACGGCCAGCAGCCUCAGGGAUAUCAGAGACCGGGGAGCGCAGCGAGCUUCGCGGCGCCAGCGGGACCGCCGCCGCCGUAUGGAGCUGCGCAAGGAUACCAGACCGCCGCUCCCCAGACGCAGAGUCAAUGGGCACCGCCUGCUCAAAACCAGACGCCGAACCAGCAAUGGAAUCAACCACAACAGGCAGCGGGAGGAUACAAUCCUGGGUUGUAUGGCGCGAUGCCAGGAGGAUACGCGCAGGGACAGCAGGCUAUGAAUCAACCGUCGAAUGCGUAUCCUUCCCAGCAGCAAGACAUUCCUCCUCCUCCCCCACCGAAGCCAGCCGGCUUCGCUGCCGCAGCCCAGCAACAGCAGACUCCACAGAACUUUGCACAGCAGCCGGCGUACGGCGCUCAACAACCGCAGCAGAGCUUCCAGUCUCCGCAACAGCCCACGGGCUUCACACCACAAGGGCAGCAGGGAGGAUAUACUCAGCAGGGUGGAUAUCAGACCCAGGCUACAACGCAGCAGCAGUACAACAAUACCGCUCCGCCACCUCCUUCGCAGACACCUGGCGGAUCAUACUUCCCACCCACGCAAACCCCCGCACAAGGACGACCUGGCUCGAUAUACGGUGCUGAUCAAGCAGGAACAUACUCGAGUCCCUCAUCCGCCGUAGCGCAACAACCGCCCUCCUCCGUCCUCAGCCCUAACGAGCAGCAGCCCGCGUAUAUCCCACCUUCGCUCACAGGCCAAGGCGUGCAAUCCUACAUGCCCGCGAAUACGAAUCCGAUGCCUGGCGUAUAUGUUCCUCCUCCUCCAGAUAUUCCGGCGUGGCAACAGGCACAACAUGCUCCACUGCAGGGAGGGAAGAAGUUCAGGUACACGAAGCCGGUAGUGGAUCCGAGUUUCUAUGCGCAAGGUUAUCAGGGCGUUCAGCCGGUGCAACAACAGGGGCAGUACGGGCAGCAAGCUAUGCAACCGCAGCCGGGCCAACAGCAGUUCGGACAGCCUGUCCAGAAUCAGUUUCAGCCCCAAGGGCAAGUGCAGCAGCAGGGACAAUUUGGACAACCGAUUCAGAACCAGUUCUCAGCUCAAGGUCAGGCACAGCAGCCAGGCCAAUUCGUCCAGCCCGUCCAGCCCGUCCAGCCCGUCCAGCCGCCACAGACCCAAUUCAGUCAACCAAUGCAGCAGCAACCCCAGUUUCCGCAACAACAGCCUCAACAUGUUCAGCCAGCUCAAGGUCAGCAGGUACAGGUACAGUCACAGCAAUUCCAACAACAGCCAAACCAAUGGCAACCGACCCCGCCGGCAGACCAAGGAUACGUACAACAACAGCAGCAGAACGUGCAGGCUCCUUAUGGCGCACCACAACAGCCUGCUCAACAGCAAGCAUGGCAGCCAGGACAUCAAGCUCAGGGCUCGGUCGUUGGACAGCAGUACCCGCAAGGACAAGAUCAGGGCAUCCAGGCGCCGAAGCCUAUCAGUGGUCACACCGGCACAACCCCUCCCAGCUUCGUCAACCAACCAAGUCCGCAAAGCCAGCCUGUAUCUCCGGUGUCACAGCGACAGAGCAUGAGCUUUCCCUCAGGCCAGAGCCAGACUGGUCUAGGCAGGACGGGAUCCGUGAGCUCCAUAGCUCUGGGUGCUAUUCACGCCCAACGCGCAGGUAACAGGACAGAGUCGCCGAGACCCAGUCCGGCGCCAAAGCUCCCAACAGCACCACCUCCUCGAGACGAUAAGUCGAAGUUCAGCGCUCUCGGCGCGGGCGGUCCGUCGGACUGGGAGCGCUUUGGCGACAUUGACGAGGAGAUCGACGACGAGGAGAUGUUUGGUGUGAAGAGAGAUGGCAGAGUGAGCGAGGCGGUACAGUUGGACAGCACGGAGAUACCAGCGCGGCAGCCUUCUCCGCCCUCGGCGCAGGGCGGCGAAUGGCCUAGUCCUCCGAAUCAACCGGCAGCACUGAACCUUCAGAGACGCGAUACCUUUCAGCCCACGCCUCCGCCAAACAGUACUGGGACACCGGCUCAACGGCCUCUUUCCCGGCCGUCGCCGCAGGGCUUCGUUAUGGGAGAUGCUGUCCCAUCUUCUCAGCCGGCUCAGCAGGGAUUCGUUAUGGGCGAUGUGAUGGCGGCGCCAACUAAUACCACUCAGUCUCCGCAACCAGCUCAGGGCACUCAACCGCCACCUGCUCAGCAAAGCUUCGUUAUGGGUGACGCUGGUUGGGCUCCGCCUAAACAGGGUACGCCAGCUCAAUCGCAAGCACAGCAUCAACCUCCGCCGUCUACGCAGCAGGGAUUUGUGAUGGAUGAUGGGAGGUGGGCGGCUCAGUCAGUGCAGGCACAGGUUCCAGCGCAACAACAACAGCCUCCUCCAGCAAAUACCGGUUUUGUUAUGGAGGAUGGUGGUUUGCCAGCCUGGGGAGCCUCGCAGCAACGUCCAACACAGGCACCGGCCAGUUGGGGAGCACAACCGAACGAGAACCACGCUGCGAAAUUGAAGGCCAAAGAUGAAGCGUACGAGCAGCUAAAGUCCGAUUCCGAGAGGGAGAGGAUGGAUCUGCAUACUGAGAUUGACAAGCUGAAGACGGAGCUACGUACCGAGAUCGACAAGCUCAAGACUGAUGUUGAGGCUACGAAGAGCCAUGCGGAAGACGAGAAGGACGUGCUCAAAGAACAGAUUGAAGCAAUGAAAGUCACCGCGGAACAAGCGAGGAGCAACGUCGACGCGUUGAACAGGGAGAAAGAUGCUACCAUUGAGCGUCUCAAGGAAGAUGCUGAAGGCAAAGACGAUGUCAUCAAAGAGAGGGAUGGUGCUAUCGCAAGCCUGAGACAGCAGCUAAAGGAUAAGGAUAACACAAUUGAGGACCUGAAAGAGCAACUAGAGGCUGAGAAGUCGAAAGAGCCGCCAAAGCAUACGCCUGCGGACCUUGUCCCAGAUAUCGAUCCUUGGUAUGCUGGUUCGCUCGAGAGGUAUAUCGCUAUGUUGAAAGGCGAAGCCCAUGAGCUGCUAGUUGAGGACAAGACUAAGGUCUUUACGGCGUUCCUGAAGGCCGAAUCGGGCAUCCGUGGUCUUGAGUAUUACAGCGCGCCUCCACCAGCACCGGCCGCCCAGGCGCCUAUCCACCAGCAAGUGGAAUCGAUUGCUUCACUGUCAAGAGGGCCGUCGAACGCGUCCAUCAGGAAGCAAGACCUUAAUGUACAGGUGCCGCAGGAGCGUUCGACCCAGGACGAGUUUCAGUAUAGCCCUGGAGGACGUCCGAUCAUACAACGAAAGCCGACAUUAAAGUCUACCGAGAGUAUUCCGACACAGCAGUCUUUCAGCAUCUCUGGCGAGCCAUCAGGGCAGUCGACUACGAUUCUAACACCCACGAGCUCUCAAGACGAUGAAUUCAAUAAGACGCCUACGCCGAUGCAGUCUCCUCCUGAAGAGCAACCACAGCCGCAGUACAAGGCCUAUGUGCCGCCGAGCGUAACGCAGAAUGACUCCGCCAACUUGCUUCAUAGGCAGUCGAUGUCUUUUCCCAGUAUCAAUGCCUCUCCUAUUACUCCAUUGCAGACGUCUAGCUCGGGCAAGAAUGAUGAUGAGAUCUUCUUCGGCUCACAGGAACCGCAGCCAGCCGCGAAGCCUACGAGGAGGCCUACUACGGGUGCAAGCAUAGUAUCCGACGUUCCAGUUCCAGCGCCCCUGUUCGGAGCCCAGUCUGCCGCUUCAACUACACCAGCACCAAUGCAAGCGCAGAAGAAGGAUCCGAUCGACGUGCUGGCGGAUCUCCUUCCCGCUCCCUCAACGUCCUCCACGCCGAACCCGGAGCUUGAAGCCGUCCGCAAGAAAAUGUCUGAAUUCCCCUCCGACUUCUCCUUCAUCCAAGACGUUACCACCGCCUGGGAGAAAGCAGCCGCUCUGGGCCGCAGGAAGAACGAUGACGCCCGCCGCAAGCGCCAAGAGGAGUCAGAAGCCCACACUGACGAGCUGUUCAACGCGAAUGAGAUCUCCUAUGCCGACAUUGGGGCUAUCGAAGACGAGUUCAAAGGAAAAGAACGCGAUCUUAAGGCCCAGGAAGACCGCGAUGAGUACAGGUCAUAUGUGGAGGCCGUAUUCGACAAAGCGUAUGACGGACUGCAGGAGCAGAUCAAGGGUCUUAUGGAUCUGUAUAUUGAGGUUGAGAGUCUGGUCCAUACCUCCGUUUCUGGUGUAAAAAGCUUAGAAGGGAGCGCGAUAUCGUCCACGAAAGAGAGUCUAGAGCUCCUUAAGCAGCUACAUGACCAGAUCGAAAUCCGCCACGACAAAGUAGUCCAAGCUGUCUCUGAACGAGAUAAGCGGUACAAGAAGACGGAGAUCCAGCCUUUGUAUGCUGCCGGGAACAUCGGCAAGAUGAAGAACGUGGAGAAGCACUUUGAGAAUGCCGAACGACAGGCUGUGCUCAGAGCGAAGAGCGAGAAAGCGGAGCGUGUGGGCGAAUUGGUCAGGGUAGCUGAGGAGAUCGUCGUCGGUGCUGUAGGUGUUGAACAAGGCGAGAUCGACCGCAUACUCGCCGCCAUCCGCGAGCUUCCCGACAAAUCUGACGAGGACCUGCUCAACCACGCCCGCGAAACCCUCGUGGCCUUGAAAUCCUCCUCCAAAGCCCUUCUCUCCCUGUUCAACGCCCUUGAAAUCGACCUCAACACCUCCGUCCUCGAAGCUGAGAUCGCACAAGCGCGUGCCGAAAACGCAGGCCCGGACAAGAUCAAAGAGCUUGAACAGGAGCUAGCCGAGGGCGAAAAGAAACUGAAAGACGAAUUCCAGCGCCGUGUCGGUGUGCUUGAGCAGGACAAAGACGAUAUCGAUAAGUUGAUCGAGGAGAAGGGCGGGAAGGUGCAGUUGAGCGAGGAGGAGGAGAAGAAGGUGAGGAUUGCGAGGGCUUUGGAGGAGGCGAAGAAAAGGAAUGGGCAUGUGACAUAGGGAGAUGGGAGGGAGAGGGAUUGGGCAUGGCGGAGGCAGAAGGGCAUGGCAUGGCGAUGGCGUCCUUGGGUUUUGGGUUUUUGGAGUUUGAUCGGAUUUGAAUAUCAGAAUGCACUUGGGCUUCUGGGUGGGAUAUCCUUGCAUUUGUUAGCUAGGAGCGUGCGUGCAGAUUGGUAUCAUAUAUUGUUCAUCACUCUUCCUUCCAAUCCAAUUGUACAAUGGUC
Trematosphaeria pertusa is the source of this 5409-nucleotide messenger RNA. RefSeq lists its product as uncharacterized. Bases 254 to 5185 code for a protein of 1643 amino acids. NCBI's taxonomy places the organism in Eukaryota, Fungi, Ascomycota, Dothideomycetes, Pleosporales, Trematosphaeriaceae. The record is from RefSeq and is a predicted model, not a curated record. The transcript has 3 exons.